GAAAGAAGUCCCAUGCAACGAGAAAAUGAAACCUCUUCAUGUAGCCAUGUUCCCAUGGUUUGCAUUUGGUCACAUGACCCCUUUUCUCCACCUUUCCAAUGAGCUCGCCCAACGCGGCUACAAAGUCUCAUUCUUGCUCCCAAACAAGGCCUUGUCCCAGCUUCGACAACAUAAUCUCCACCCGGACCUCAUCACCUUUUACCCUAUCUCGGUUCCCCACAUUCCGGGUCUACCCACAGGCACUGAAACUGCUUCCGACAUCCCCAUCGCACUCACCUCACUUCUCGCCACCGCUAUGGAUAUGACUCGACCCGAGGUCGAGACCCUAUUGAUCAGAGACCUUCAUCCGGAUCUCAUCCUCUAUGACACUGCACCAUGGAUCCCGGAUAUCGGGUUCAAGACAGUUUGUUAUAAUGUUGUCUCGGCUGCAUCUCUUGCAAUAGCGUUGGUUCCAGCACUGAAGCGGCCGCAAGAAGACGGUGAGCUACUUCAGCCACCGCCGGGGUACCCUUCAUCUAAGAUAGUGCUGAGGAAACACGAGGCCCGAGCUUUAUCCUUCAUAUUCACAGAGUUCGGUAGUGGCCUCACGUUCUACAACCGAAUCACAACAGCUUUAGCGAAAGCAGACGCCAUCGCAAUUCGUACGUGCCGUGAGCUCGAGGGAGAAUUGUGUGAUUACAUGGAAUCACAAUAUGGAAAACCAAUGCUUCUAACCGGGCCAAUUUUGCCUAAAAUUACAAACUUAGCAUUGGAAGGCGAGUGGGCCACGUUUUUCAACCGGUUCGAGCCACAUUCCGUGAUAUUUUGCGCAUUGGGUAGCCAAUGGGUACUCGAAAUAGAACAGUUCCAAGAACUUGUCCUCGGCUUUGAAAUGACCAAAAUGCCCUUCUACAUAGCGGUUAAACCACCCAUUGGUUUUACUACUAUCGACGAAGCAUUGCCCAAAGGGUUUCAGGAGAGGGUCAAGGAUCGGGGAGUGGUCUUCGGAGGAUGGGUCCCACAGACUCAAAUAUUGAGCCACGGUUCGGUUGGUUGCUUUGUGAACCACUGCGGGUUCGGGUCAAUGUGGGAGACUUUAAUGAGCGACUGUCAAAUAGUGUUAGUGCCUCAUUUGGGUGAUCAGAUCUUGAACUCCAGAUUGUUGGCAGAUGAGCUUAAGUUGGCAGUGGAGGUCGAGAGAGAACCAAACGGGUGGUUCUCGGGGGAGAACCUUUGCAAGGCCAUUAAAUCAGUAAUGGGCAAAGAUAGUCAGAUUGGAGAAUUAUUGAAAGAGAACCAUUUGAAAAUGAAGGAAACACUAAUAGCCCAAGGGUUCAUGAGUGGUUACAUGGAUAGAUUCAUACAAAAGUUGCAUCGACUUUAGUUGCAAUUCCAUGCACUUAAAAAGGGAAGAUCAAAAUAA
Messenger RNA from Impatiens glandulifera, 1402 nucleotides. Its product is annotated as anthocyanidin 3-O-glucoside 2'''-O-xylosyltransferase-like. The transcript has a single exon. Gene Ontology annotation, molecular function: UDP-glycosyltransferase activity. The record is from RefSeq and is a predicted model, not a curated record. Bases 26 to 1363 code for a protein of 445 amino acids. Lineage: Eukaryota; Viridiplantae; Streptophyta; Magnoliopsida; Ericales; Balsaminaceae.